Messenger RNA from Macroventuria anomochaeta, 396 nucleotides. RefSeq lists its product as uncharacterized. Lineage: Eukaryota; Fungi; Ascomycota; Dothideomycetes; Pleosporales; Didymellaceae. The record is from RefSeq and is a predicted model, not a curated record. The transcript has 2 exons. The coding region runs from base 32 to 211 and encodes 59 amino acids.
UCGGCAGCCUCACAAUCAGGCUCGCUUCAUCAUGCCAACUCAGCCCGACGACGUUCUGCUCUCGCUGCAGUCAUCUCUCCGCAACGCCCUGUCGACCUUUGGGCCUAACAGCACUCAGUACCUUAAUAUCAAGUACAUGAUCGACGAAUAUGUAGCUAAACUCGCGCUUGAGAACUUGUCGUUGUCAUCGCCCAACGAGCAGCAGCAAUGAGUCGAGGCGGGGACGCGAGAAGCGUACGUGGGUGUCUGUGUACGGAAGACAAGGUCGCCUCACCCCUUGCACUCCCCUAAAGCUUCCUUCAACCCCAGUGUCGCUUUCGCUUUCAUCACGACAGCCUUCGGCCUGAUGGAACACCACCCCCUUCACGGCUUCGUAUCACGGAAGGCAGUGAUGCU